AGGAGGAAUGAAAACCACGUGUGUUCACCACCAUGUACUGCUCUGUCCUUCCUCAGUACUUGUUGUUGUAAGCCUGUACCCUUUACAUGUAGCCACUCACCCCGAGAAGCACGUUUGUUUUAAUUUUUGCUUUCCUAUUUCACCAAGUCAGAGUCGCACACGGGAGCAAAGCUGCGUGGAGGAUUUCUGUACAAACACUGACUGCCGAACAUGGUGAGCAAAACAGAUGACAUCCCGGCGUCAGUGCCUGACUGUAAUCCGGUUGAGCUGUCGGAUGAACCGGGGGAUGGAGCCCAGGACGGGAAAGAGACCGGCAGGACACGUCUGAAGGAUUCCUGCGGCUGUGGGCAUAGUGCAAAUACAGCCAUGGUGAACGAAGACGGAGCUCACGAGCACACGGAGGAGCCCGAAUCGAAGCACAACGGGACGGCGGACGGAGGGGACGAGUCCAACGAGCAAGAAGUGAUAGUGAUCCAGGACACGGGCUUCACCGUGAAGAUCCAGGCGCCUGGAACGGAGCCGUUUGACCUGCAGGUGUCGCCCCAGGAAAUGGUGCAGGAGAUCCAUCAGGUGUUGAUGGACCGCGAGGAUACCUGCCACCGCACCUGCUUCUCUCUGCAGCUGGACGGGAACGUGCUGGACAACUUUGCAGAGCUCAAGUCCAUCGAGGGCCUGCAGGAGGGCUCGCUGCUCAAAGUGGUUGAAGAGCCGUACACGGUGCGUGAAGCCCGCAUUCAUGUGCGCCACAUCAGAGACCUGCUGAAAAGCCUGGACCCCUCCGACGCCUACAACGGAGUGGACUGCAACUCCCUGUCUUUCCUCAGCGUCUUCACUGACGGAGACCUCGGAGACAGCGGUAAGAGGAAGAAGAAGGGCAAUGAGCUGGAACAGAUCGACUGUACUCCCCCAGAACACAUCCUGCCGGGCAGCAAAGACCGCCCUGUGGUGCCCCUCCAGCCACAGAACAAGGACUGGAAGCCCAUGCAGUGCCUGAAGGUCCUGACCAUGAGCGGCUGGAACCCUCCGCCUGGGAACAGGAAGAUGCACGGCGACCUCAUGUACCUGAACAUGGUGACGGUGGAGGAGCGCCACGUCAGUGUCACCGCCUCCACACGGGGCUUCUACCUCAACCAGUCUACAACCUACACGUUCAACCCAAAACCAACCAACCCGAGUUUCCUGAGCCAUUCUCUGGUGGAGCUGCUGAGCCAGAUCAGCCCUGCCUUCAAGAAGAACUUCACUGCACUGCAAAAGAAAAGAGUUCAAAGACACCCGUUUGAGAGGAUCGCCACACCUUUCCAGUUGUACAGCUGGACCGCACCGCAGGUCGACCACGCCAUGGACUGCGUCAGGGCUGAGGACGCUUACACCUCCCGCCUGGGCUAUGAGGAGCACAUACCUGGACAGACCAGAGAUUGGAACGAGGAGCUUCAGACCACGAGAGAACUUCCCCAGAAAAACUUACCUGAGCGCCUGCUGAGGGAGAGGGCCAUCUUCAAGGUGCAUAGUGACUUUGCAGCCGCAGCCACUCGAGGCGCCAUGGCGGUAAUCGAUGGGAACGUAAUGGCGAUCAACCCUGGCGAGGAAACGCGCAUGCAGAUGUUCAUCUGGAACAACAUCUUCUUCAGCCUGGGCUUCGAUGUGCGGGACCAUUAUCACGAGCUGGGCGGCGACGCAGCCGCCCACGCUGCACCCACUAAUGACUUGAACGGCGUUCGGGCUUACGGAGCAGUGGAUGUGGAGGGCCUGUACACCUUGGGAACGGUAGUGGUGGACUAUAGGGGCUACCGAGUCACCGCCCAGUCCAUCAUCCCAGGCAUCCUGGAGCGUGAGCAGGAGCAGAGCGUCAUCUACGGCUCCAUUGACUUUGGAAAGACUGUAGUUUCUCACAGCAAAUACCUGGAGCUGCUGGAUAAGACCAGCAGGCCGCUGAAGGUUCAGCGGCACAAAGUGCUGAACGAGAAGGAGGAGGCCGUGGAGUUGUGCUCUUCUGUCGAAUGUAAAGGCAUCAUUGGGAAUGAUGGCCGACAUUACAUUCUGGACCUUCUUCGUACCUUCCCUCCGGACCUUAACUUCCUGCCUGUGUGCGGAGAGGAGCUGUCUGCAGAUAGCCAGUGCCAAGGCUUCCCCCGCCAGCACCGCCAUCGCUUGGCUUGUCUUCGCCAAGAGCUCAUUGAGGCCUUUGUGGAGCACAGAUAUCUCCUCUUCAUGAAGAUGGCAGCGUUGCAGCUUAUGCAUCAAAAGGCAAACAAGGACUUGAACAAGGCUGAUACGCCUGCAAUCACUGACACGUCAGAGGAAAAAAGCAACGCAGAUACAAAACAGAUUACAGCUACAGACUCUUCUACUGCCACACGAGUGUCCACACAUGGCACAGACCAGGAAGACAACAGUACUGACUCUCAAACGGUGAUCGAAGGUGAAGGAAACUCAAAGCCCACAACAAACGGGCCUGUAGACCCUGCAGGCACUCCGAACGGGCAAUUCAAAAGCAAAUUGGAGGUUAAGGAGCUUGAAGAAAGUAUUCCAGGAUUAGCUCAGGCCAAAGAGCUGGCGGAGACCUUAGUUGCCGAAGAUGGAUCUGGUGUUGAUCCCAAAAGUCGUGAAGUGGUCCUGAACGCCUGCAAGGCCGUGGGCUCCAUCAGCAACACGUCUUUUGAUAUUCGCUUCAACCCCGACAUCUUCUCUCCAGGAGUGCGUUUUCCAGACGACAGCUUGGAGGACGUCCAGAAGCAGAAGCAGCUUCUCAAAGACUCCGCUGCCUUCCUUGUGUCGUGUCAGAUCCCGGCUCUGAUUAAAGACAGUUUGGACCACAGCACUCUGCCCCUGGAUGGAGUCACCCUGACUGAGGCCUUGCACCAGAGAGGCAUCAAUGUUCGCUAUUUAGGCACAGUUUUAGAGUUUGUGGAUAAGACUCCUGCCAAAGCCCAGCUGGAGCACUUCUACAGAAUAGGAAUCAUGGAGCUGAUCACCAGGUGUGCUAAACAUAUCUUCAGGACAUACCUCCAGGGUGUGGAGCUGUCUGCUCUGUCUGCCGCUGUAAGCCACUUCCUGAACUGCUUCCUAAGCUCCUUCCCCGACGCAGUCGCCCACCUGCCUCCAGACGAGCUCGUGUCACGACGCAAAAGCCGCAAACGCCGCAACAGGGUCCCCGGUGCCGGCGACAACACGGCGUGGGCCAGCCUGACACCCAGCGAGCUGUGGAAGAACAUCACCUCUGAGGCUCUGAGCUACUAUCACUUCACCCUACAGUGUGAAAGUGUCGAUCAGGUCGUGGAGAAGUACGGCCUUCAGAAAAUCACCCUGCUCCGAGAAAUUUCAGUCAAAACUGGCAUCCAGAUUCUACUCAAGGAGUACAACUUCGACAGCCGCCACAAGCCGGCCUUCACGGAGGAGGACAUCCUGAACAUUUUCCCUGUUGUGAAGCACGUCAACCCCAAAGCCUCAGACGCCUUCCACUUCUUCCAGAGUGGGCAGGCCAAAGUGCAGCAAGGUUUUCUGAAGGAGGGCUGCGAACUGAUCAACGAGGCUCUGAACCUUUUCAACAACGUGUACGGAGCCAUGCACGUAGAGAUCUGCGCCUGCCUGCGCCUGCUCGCACGCCUUAAUUACAUCAUGGGAGACCACCCCGAGGCUCUCAGCAACCAGCAGAAAGCUGUCCUGAUGAGUGAAAGAGUCCUCGGCAUUGAGCACCCAAACACAAUUCAAGAAUAUAUGCACUUGGCUCUGUACUGCUUUGCAAACGGCCAACUGUCAACCGCCCUGAAGCUGCUUUACCGUGCUCGGUACCUCAUGUUGUUGGUUUGUGGAGAGGACCAUCCAGAGAUGGCUCUAAUAGACAAUAAUAUUGGACUUGUUCUUCAUGGAGUGAUGGAGUACGAUUUAUCUCUGCGGUUCCUGGAGAAUGCUUUGACCAGCAACACAAAGUACCACGGACCCCGGUCCCUCAAAGUGGCCCUCAGUCAUCAUCUAGUUGCAAGAGUUUAUGAAAGCAAGGCAGAGUUUCGCUCUGCUCUGCAGCACGAGAAGGAGGGUUACACCAUUUACAAGAACCAGAUGGGCGAGGCUCAUGAGAAAACCAAAGAGAGCUCGGAGUAUUUGAAGUAUCUGACCCAGCAGGCUGUAGCACUGCAGAGAACCAUGAAUGAGAUUUACAAGAACGGCUCCAACGCCAGCAUCAUGCCCCUCAAGUUCACUGCUCCCAGCAUGGCCAGCAUCCUGGAGCAGCUAAACAUCAUCAACGGCAUCAUCUUUAUUCCUCUCAGCCAAAAGGAUCUGGAGAACCUGAAGGCCGAGGUGCAGAGGCGACAGCAGCUGCAUGAGCUGGGGAAGAGCGAGGAGCCCAUCGAGGACAGCCCACUGGAACUAGAAGACAAAAUCCCUGUUGAUUAAUACUCAAACAGCCUCAACAAAUACUUCCUGCUUUUAAAACAAUGAGAGGGAUGGAGGCUGUGGUGCAACAGCCUGGAGCCUGUGGACCCAUGAACCAAGUAAAUCAGCUUUGAAAUAAACUGUGGGGGUCAGAGACAAACUGUGGAAUACAGGAGAACAUGAAAAGAGAGCAGGAGCAGAAAUGACGAAUGGAAAAAAA
Molecule: messenger RNA, 4591 nt
Organism: Nematolebias whitei (Rio pearlfish)
Lineage: Eukaryota; Metazoa; Chordata; Actinopteri; Cyprinodontiformes; Rivulidae
Gene: cluha
Product: clustered mitochondria (cluA/CLU1) homolog a
Exons: 27
Coding region: 211-4392 (1393 amino acids)
Biological process (GO): intracellular distribution of mitochondria
Cellular component (GO): cytoplasm
Molecular function (GO): protein binding; mRNA binding
Source: RefSeq, a predicted model, not a curated record